Molecule: messenger RNA, 2068 nt
Organism: Toxorhynchites rutilus septentrionalis
Lineage: Eukaryota; Metazoa; Arthropoda; Insecta; Diptera; Culicidae
Gene: Tbce
Product: tubulin-specific chaperone E
Exons: 4
Coding region: 142-1707 (521 amino acids)
Molecular function (GO): protein binding
Source: RefSeq, a predicted model, not a curated record
AACAAGACCCUUUCGUGUGUUUACAUCUUCAUAAAUACAUGUAUUGCAACAUUUUGCGGAAGAAAGCAACUGUUCCGAGAAGUUACGAAUUUCAGUGUUAUUACUUCCUUAGCGAGGAGAAAUAGUAAACAACGUGCAGCAAUGAUUCCAAAACAUCAUCUGGAAAUCGGUGUACGGAUUCGGGUUGGCCAACACUACGGUACAAUCAGAUACAUCGGAGAGGUCGCCAACACCGAAGGAGAAUGGAUUGGUGUCGAAUGGGACGAUCCUCAGCGUGGUAAACAUUCCGGAAUGGUGAAUGGCGUCGAGUACUUCCAAACGAGAAACGAAAACGCUGGAUCGAUGAUCCGAAGUGAAAAAAUUCCCACUUUCUGCACGUUGCUGGAAGCUAUCCAUGACAAAUAUAUAGUGACGGAGGACAAUUUGAGAUUCGACGCGGAAAUGCUGAAGGAAGUUCAAAAGCAACUUCAUGCUUCGCUCUUCGAGAUUGUUGGAAUGGAAAAGAUAGGAGGAAAGCAAAGCAAUUUGCACCAUCUAACAGAUGUGUCUGUGGCAUUUUCUACGGUUAAUUCCGCUGGCAAUUUAUCUUAUUUCACGAGCCUCCGAUCGCUGGAUGUUUCUGCAACACUGAUUUGGAACUGGGAAAUAGUCGGAGAUAUCAUGUCACAAAUUCCAACCCUCGAAGAGGUAAAUCUUUCCAGUAAUCGUCUAAUGAGCCCAACGGACGAAGAAAUAUCAUAUUUGGUGACCAAAUUCCACAAUUUGAAAAAAUUGAUUCUGAAGAAUUGCGCACUUAGUUCAUGGGCUGACAUCGUACGUUUGGCACGAAUGUGGCCUUCACUCGAGAAUCUGUCGCUGGAAAAUAAUGAGCUGGGAAUGAUUACAGAGGAAAAUUAUGAAUUCGCACUGACGCAGCUUCGCAGUUUAGAUUUGCAGGAUAAUAACAUAAGCGAUGAAACGUCAAUAUACGCAUUGGGAAGCCUUCCAGGACUGAUGGAAUUGUCACUCAAUGCAAAUGGGAUCCAGCGGAUCGUGUUUCCCGACUGUCCACAUACAGAAAAAGCCGCUCGGUUUUCCGGACUUCGAACUCUAUAUCUGAGGGAAAAUCCUAUCUUCGAUCAAUGCGCUGCGUUUAACGAGCUGGACAAAUUGGGCGCUUUGGAACAUUUGACAAUCGAUCCGGACCCGAACGUUAGCUACGAAGAGACGGUUGCCCGAGUUGUUGGCUCGAUAGCGGGCCUCAAAAUGUUCAAUCGAUCCAGGAUCAGCGAGAAGUUGCGCAGGGACUCCGAGUGUGACAUGUGGAAAAUGUACGCCGUCCAGUGGGCCCAGAUUAGGGGGGAUGCCCAGCAGUUGAAGGCAUUUUUCAAGUCACACCGAAUGUACCCGCGGGUGAUGGACAAACUCGGCAGUCCGGAGCAGAUUCUGCCGGACAAUCGCAAGGUUUCCAACAUGCUCAAUCUGCAUCUGCUGAACGAACGAACCGGGGAAAUGCGCCAGAAGAAAGUUCCCAAGCAAAUCAACCUGCAGACGUUGGAGAAUCUCAUCGUGAAAUUAUUUGGUCCGCAGGAUCAGCAGCCGAACAAGGGUGGCAGCUUGCAGCUGUCGCUGUUCGAUCGCAAAAGAGACGUUCGGAUUCCGUUGGAUAACCACGGUAAGAGUUUGGAUUUCUAUUCGGUCGAAGACCAGGAUACGAUUGUGUUUUAGAUAUUUCUUUCCUCAAGAUUUUAUUUCGUUUUGUUGGAUUUUUGAUACGAAAUUUUCUUAUGCUAAACAAAAUUGAAACACCUGAGAGGUUCCACAGAAGCAGCCUUUGAGGUGGUAAUGCAAUUGUCUAAAAAAAUAUAUCCCUAUUUAUUUGCACCAAUAAAUAUAAAAUCUCGCAAAACGAGGUAAAUGUUAUGCACUCAAAAACACACACACACAGACACACAAAGAGAAUUUAAAUGAACGUCCGAUCUGUUAAAAUGUGAGUGCGCAAAUUGAAAUUAGACUAGUUAAAAACAAGAUCGAACAAAUCAAAGUUAUAUUAGCUAAAUAAACCAGAGCAUGAUUUAUUAUUAUUUUA